AUGAAGUACCUCCUCACCACCCUCGCGGCGACAGCCUCACUCCUGAGCGCCGUCACCGCCGACUUCGAGAUCUACCGCGUAGGCAUCGGCGGCAACGGCAUUACCGCAAACGUCGAAGGCUGGCAAGUCUACCAGGACGAAGCCAACUGCGACACUGUGCUAGAUUGGAUUUGGCCCGACACCGACGACGCGAGUGGCCGUGGCGUCCGCUGCGAAGGCGAUGGCUGCGGUCGCUCUGACGACAGUGAUCCUGCCAGCAUCGAUGUCCUUGAGAUGAAUUUCGAGGGGUAUCACUGGACUUACUACCGCGACCGCGGCGAUGGCGAUCUAGUGGACACGAAUGAUGUUCGUGUUGGAAGGUGCUACGCUUGGCCUGCGGCGUUCCUGACGUGCGGCUUGACCUUCGACAGGCUGGAGGGAUAUCGCAAGUUGCGCUGUGAGGUUGACGUCAACGCUGAGCAGAUCAACUCCAACCGCUUCAGUCUCAGGGGCCGCAGCUUGCCUGGGCGUAACUAA
Messenger RNA from Alternaria metachromatica, 516 nucleotides. RefSeq lists its product as uncharacterized. The transcript is spliced from 3 exons. Bases 1 to 516 code for a protein of 171 amino acids. NCBI's taxonomy places the organism in Eukaryota, Fungi, Ascomycota, Dothideomycetes, Pleosporales, Pleosporaceae. The record is from RefSeq and is a predicted model, not a curated record.